CUUGUUUUUUACUUUGCUCCGUCUCGUGCAGGAAUCUCUCACAUCGUUCCAAAUUGUUAUUUUCUUCCUUCGUUGCUUCUUUUCGCUUGUUCCCAAUUGAAUUACUCUUUGCUCCAAGCAACCCUAUCUUUUUCUACCUUAAAUUCUUACUGUAAGAUACUACCCUCUUUUGUUUUUCAUUGGAUUAAACCCUAAUUUUUUUCUAUUUUAAACAUUGUUUUAUUUCUCUAUAGUUUUUAUUGUGUUUCUCUUUGUAAUUUUGAGUGUAUGUUUAUCUUUUUUUUUCCCUACGCAACGAUGAAUGUUCCAUGUCAUUAGAACAACCUCGCGAAAUCAUAUUCAACAAACCCUUUUCUACCUAUUUUGUCUCUCAAAGUGUGAAUGUCUGCAACCUGAUUUGAUUAAACUCCAUGUUGUCUUUAUUUUGCAGUUGAAAAAGAAUUUGGAGUUUGUUGUUUUUCUCUUUGGAUUUUGCUGUCAAAAUAUUAUUAGGUUUGGUACCAAUUUCACUCUAAUAUGCCCAUUUGAUUUCUUUUGCCUAAGUUACUUUCAUGGAUUGAUUAAAUUAAACCAAUAUCUUGUAUUGAUGCUAAGAAAAUUUUGGGAAAGUUUAGCGUUUACUGCGUUUGUUACGUUUUGCGUCAUUGCUUUAUUUGUGUUGUUGAGUUUAGGUAUUGUUUUUUCUUCUACAUUUACAUAGUUUUUCCUAUUGUAUGAAAUCUUCACAUAAGGAUGAAAAUCAAGAUUAGCACACUUGUGGCAAAUAAAGCUAUAGAAUGGGUGAUGGAAUUUUUAUUGUUUUAUCAUCCAUUAGAUUGCCCAAUUUGUAAUCAAGGUGGAAAGUGUGAUCUUCAGGACCAGUCAAUGGCCUUUGGCUCUGAUCGUGGUCGGUUCACUGAAAUGAAGAGAUCUAUGGUGGACAAAAAUCUUUGGCCUUUGGUGAAGAUUGUGAUGAUUUGCUGCAUUCAAUGCACAAGGUGUGUUAGAUUUGCAUCAAAGGUUGCAGGGGUUUAGGAUCUUGGGAUGUUAGGUCGUAGCAGUGGAAAAAAGAUUGGAACAUAUGUUAAAAAACUCAUGACAAGUGAACUCUCUGGAAAUGUGAUAGACAUACGUCCUGUAGGAGCAGUCACUUCAAAAAAAAUUGCAUUUAAAUCCCAACAUUGGGAGUUGAAGGGCAUAAAGAGCAUUGAUGUUACUGAUGCAGUUGAGUCAAAUAUUCGAAUUGAUAGUAGAGGACCUGAAGUCAUGCACAUUGUUCCUCGUUUAAAUGAGGUAGGUAUGGUCUUUGUACCAAGAAAGUAUAUCAUGGGGAAUUUGGAAGAGAGUCUUGCAAUUGGAUCCAUGUUCUAUAAAAUUCUGAAUGCAAGUCUACAAGAUAUUCUAUUUACUGGGAACUAUAAACUUUGUUCUAUAUUAGAGAAUUAUUUUGUAAUUUUGAUUUGUUAAGAGGAAGAAACAUUAA
Messenger RNA from Cicer arietinum (chickpea), 1462 nucleotides. The record is from RefSeq and is a predicted model, not a curated record. NCBI's taxonomy places the organism in Eukaryota, Viridiplantae, Streptophyta, Magnoliopsida, Fabales, Fabaceae.